This is a messenger RNA of Diabrotica balteata, 2262 nucleotides long. The record is from the annotation of a GenBank genome assembly. Lineage: Eukaryota; Metazoa; Arthropoda; Insecta; Coleoptera; Chrysomelidae.
AAAUGAUGUCAACAUAAAACGCCUACAAUAUUAAUUGUUUUACUAAAUUUAAGUUACUAACAAAAUAAUUAUUCAAAAUGAUGCAACAAUAUAUGAAAGAAUUAGAGCAGGAACCAUUUGAUGCUGAAGAAUUUGUAGAACGUUUAGCUUGGAGAACUUUAGCUGAAUCUAAAGGCGAUGGGGAGGAACAUGAGAUUAAUCCUGCUCUUUUACACGAGUCUUUUGUACAAGCUAUAAAAGAUCUUAAUUUACUUCAUGAACGGCAACAAAAGAAAUGUGAAAAACUAGAAGUUGUGGUUAGAGAAGAUGAAGCGACCUUUUUUCAGGAGAUAUAUAAUUUACUUGAACAAAAUAAGCAAGCCAUGGACACUUUUCAAGAGUUAGAUGGUAAAAUCAAUCAUGUAGCAACAAAAGUACUACAUUUAGGUGACCAGUUGGACAGUGUUAAUGGUCCAAGAUCUAGAGUAGUAGAUGCUUUAAAGUUAAUGAUACAUUUAACAGAGUUCUUAUCUGAAGAAACAGUAUUAUCACCUAUUUUUACAAGACCAGAAUUGAUAGAUGAUGCUGCUGAUGUGAUCCAAAAAUUAUACCUUAUAUCUCAAGAUUUACCUCCUAAAUUUGAUGUUGCUAAGAGAAAAAUUGAAAGAAAAUACUCAGAUAUAGAAAAAUCUUUAAUAGAAGAAUUUGUUCUAGCUAUGGAUAAUGAAAAUUUAAAUAGAAUGAAAGAAAUAGCUACUGUUUUAUCUCAGUUUAAAGGAUAUUCUCAGUGUGUAGAUGCUUAUAUUGAUCACAGCCAAAUGGGAUGUCUAUCGAGCAAGGACGUAUUUUCUAACUUUUUAACGCUUUGUAAAUACAAUCAUGAAAUAAUUGUCAAGGUUUUUAAUAAUCCAGAACAAGUGAUGGCAAAAUUUGUAUUGAACAUAUUUCAACUCAAACUCGUGGAAUACAUCGAUCAAAGGUUAAAUUCCAAGUUAGGAACCUACAGCUAUUUACAAGUAUUAUAUGAGUUAUAUUACAAGACUAAUCAGUUAUCCAAUGAUUUGAGCAUAUUUAACAUGGGAAAUGACAAGAACUUUUUAUCGAAGUUAACAACAAAUAUUUUUAACAAAUACAUUAAUGAUUAUAUCACGAUGGAACUAAAAGGUCUGAAAGAUAGGUGCUCCGCAAAUUUACAAAAAUAUUAUGAAUCUAAAGGUCAUCAGAAGAAGCAGAUUCAGUCAGGGGGUUUUCAAGAUCUUCGAAGAGAUCUUCAAGCUGUCAUAGGAACUCGAGCAAACAUUAACAUUGCACAGAUCGAAAAUUAUGGUGGGGAAACUUUUUUAUCGGAAGAAUUAGCUAUUACGAUAUUACAAGAUACAAAACACGCUUUUCAAAGAUGUCAGUUGUUAUCCAAACCCACAGAAAGGGCCUCAAACGCAACUCAAAUUUUGGAUCGAUUGAUAAACAGCUUAUUGGUGGAGCAUGUCGACUAUGCAGUAGAAUUGGGCUUACAAGCUGUGCCUGUUGUAGAAGGGACCAAAACUCCCCCAGCGCUAUAUUUUUUUAGUGUCGUCCACCACAGUAAUAAUAUUAUACAUCUUGUUGAGAAACAGUUUAUGGAUUUAUUGGUUCCACUAGUUGAAAACACCCCAAGGAAUAACGAUUGUGUGCAAAAGAAAAAGUUUGUACUGGAAGAUAUAGAACGGAAGAUUAACACAGGACUAGAUAGGUGUCUCAAUGCCAUUUCGAGCUGGGUCAAGCUGUAUCUCCAAACAGAACAGAAAAAAUCUGACUUCAAACCUGAAUCUGACGACUUCGACACAGUAGCGUCACCCGCUUGUAAAAACGUCAUUAAUUACGUUAAUAGUAUUGUAAAAGAAAUUAAAGCAAACCUGGAUGGUAAUAAUGUCACAGCUAUAUUGCAAGAACUUGGCAUAAGAUUACACCGAGUGGUGUAUGAUCACAUGUUGCAGUUCCAGUAUAACACAGCAGGUGCGAUGGUGGCUAUCUGUGAUUUAAACGAUUAUCGUCAUUGUACAAAAGCGCUCGGCCCAUUAGUUAUUGAACUUUUUGAUACACUGCACGCCCUCUGCAAUCUUUUGCUCGUUAAGCCUGAAAAUUUACAGCAAGUGUGUUCUGAAGAUUCUCUAGUAAAGCUGGAUAGAACAAUCCUUCACAAUUUCAUCCAACUCAGAAGCGACUUUAAGGUACAAAAACAAAUGAUUCUAAAAGUGUAAUAGAUAUAUAUAAUUUUAAUAUGUAGAGUAUAUUAUUUAAUAAAGU